This is a messenger RNA of Colletotrichum scovillei, 1065 nucleotides long. Its product is annotated as plectin/S10 domain-containing protein. The transcript is spliced from 3 exons. Bases 109 to 612 code for a protein of 167 amino acids. NCBI's taxonomy places the organism in Eukaryota, Fungi, Ascomycota, Sordariomycetes, Glomerellales, Glomerellaceae. The record is from RefSeq and is a predicted model, not a curated record. Gene Ontology annotation, molecular function: structural constituent of ribosome; RNA binding. Gene Ontology annotation, cellular component: cytosolic small ribosomal subunit.
GGCUAUUCUACCUUCCCACGACGAAUUUCGAAACUUUUUGUUAGUUCUCGACAGCGCUCGAUCAGACAUCCCACUCAUCGACCAGCAGCGACCACGACAACCGCCACGAUGUUGAUCCCCAAGGCCGACCGCAAGAAGAUCCACGAGUACCUCUUCCGUGAGGGUGUCCUCGUCGCGAAGAAGGACUUCAACCUCCCCAAGCACCCCGACAUCGACACCAAGAACCUGUUCGUCGUCAAGGCCUGCCAGUCGCUCACCUCCCGCGGCUAUGUCAAGACCCAGUUCUCGUGGCAGUACUACUACUACACCCUGACCCCCGAGGGUCUCGACUACCUCCGCGAGUGGCUUCACCUUCCCGCCGAGAUUGUCCCCGCCACCCACAUCAAGCAGCAGCGCUCCCACGCUCCCCCCCGCGGCAUGCUCGGCGAGGGCGAGCGCGAGAGAAGACCCUUCGGCGGCCGUGGCCGUGGAGGUGACCGUGGUGACCGUGAGGGUGGCUACCGCCGCCGUGAUGCUGGCGAGGGCGGCAAGGAGGGUGGUGCCCCUGGUGGAUUCGAGCCCCAAUUCCGUGGUGGCUUUGGCCGUGGCCGUGGCGCCGCUCCCCCCUCGUAAGAGGAUUCUUUCCUAUCGGCUUUUACUCUCGAGACGCAUUGGCAGAAACAAAAAGGCACCGACAUGUACUCUAAAAAGUGGAUGGCCGGAACAGUCGCGCGUCUGUUAACGUCACAGACAACGGGGGAAACAUCGUGGGAGUUUGGAGGUUAGAUCCUCGGAAAUCGUUUGCAUCAAAAGGUCAUGAAUUGCAGCCUGCGGCUUUGUGCCGUUUCCUCCAAACUGUGAAACGUCCUUUUGUCCUUCUUACCACGCUGUGAUGAGCAAGCAGUGUCUGCCGGCUAGCACGUGGGGUGGUGCUGAAGUUGCGAGAGGCCACGUUCAAGACCCCUUCUGCAUGUCGAGGGCAGGCAAAGAUGAGAAAAAAGAAAUGAGAACAUGCGCAAAGCAUUUCUCAAGUCGAGGAUGGACGAGAAAGGGGUCCGUCUAUGAAGGAAUGUUGAGAGCCUGGGG